AUGCUUGCCUCCAAAGACACUUCCCUUCAGAAGAAUAAAACCACCAUGCAGAGUUUAAACGACCAACUGACCAAAACCAGAGACUACCUGACCAGCAAACCACAGUCCCUACAGGUUCAGUUGUCCUACAGUCAGUGCUCUGAAGCUCCAGUGAAGAGGUCUAUUGGGCAAGCGGUAACCAUCAAUGGCAAGGUCUACUAUGGUGGAGGAAAUUGUGUUAGCGAUGAUGAUGACGACUACCGUGUCCACUGUUACAAUCCACCACAAGACGUCUGGUCAACUCUGUCCAGACUUCCUGUAUACUGUUUUGGUCUAGGAGAGGUCAAAGGUGAAUUGGUAGCAGUUGGCGGUAUGGAUUCCCCCAACUCUACAUCCAAUGUGGUACAUGUGUUUAACAAAGGAAGGAACUGGAAACGGACGAUCCCACCCAUGCCCACAGCGAGGCAUUCACCAGCAGUCGUUAGUCUCCAAACACAUCUGAUCGUAGCAGGAGGUGGGUUGGGCUAUACUGACUACACUGAUAACGUUGAGAUCUACAACAUCAGCACCUCCCAGUGGAGCGAGACAGACAGACUACCAUAUGCUUGUUAUGACCACAGAGGAAUUGUCUACAACAACACAGUGUACCUAAUGGGGGGAUUUGACGGCAAGAAUCUAAACAAGGUGUGUGCUGCUCAAGUCAACAAGCUCAUCUCAACAGACCGACAGGAUGAUGGGAGUGCCAACAAAGCCGACUCUGUCUGGAAUACAAUAUCCAAUACACCGUCUUACCGGCCCUCCCCUGUAACGAUAUCCGACACCCUCUUUGCUGCUGGUGGAGCGGAUAGUGGUAAAGCCACUCAAAGGAUCUACGCCUACUUGUCCUCGAUGGACUCCUGGCUCUACGUUGGUAAUCUACCAUCUCCUAUAGCAUUCGCUGCCACUGUGUCACUGUCUCCAUCAGAGUGCCUUAUGAUUGGGGGAGGGAACAAAGGAGGAAAACAAUCUACUGUGUAUAAAAUUAGAACUGCAACAACUAUUUCUUAA
Halichondria panicea is the source of this 1026-nucleotide messenger RNA. Its product is annotated as kelch-like protein 33. The coding region runs from base 1 to 1026 and encodes 341 amino acids. The record is from RefSeq and is a predicted model, not a curated record. Lineage: Eukaryota; Metazoa; Porifera; Demospongiae; Suberitida; Halichondriidae. The transcript is spliced from 2 exons. Gene Ontology annotation, molecular function: protein binding.